Messenger RNA from Nicotiana tabacum (common tobacco), 1470 nucleotides. Lineage: Eukaryota; Viridiplantae; Streptophyta; Magnoliopsida; Solanales; Solanaceae. The record is from RefSeq and is a predicted model, not a curated record.
AGGUCACAUUAGAGGUGACAUAUCAACAGCAGUAACGCAUUUUCCGGGAAGCUUUGUGAUGUACCUGAAAAUGUCCAAUCCCUUCCUUCCUUUCCUCCAUUGUAACACACCUCUCUUUCUCUCUCUCUCAAAUUUCAUUCUCAAUUCUGCACAUUCAACUACCAAAUUUUCAAUUAUUUCAGAACAAAUAUUCGCCAUCAAAUGCUUUGCCGUUUCUCGUAAAUGAAAUGAUCAUUCACGAGCUCACUAAUACAAAAAGAAUAAUGAUAAUAUAAUUAUUAUAGGUUUUGCUUCUUUUAUUUAGGUGAAAUUAUUGAAAAUGGAUGUAAAAGCGCAACUGAAACGAGGAAUAUCGAGGCAAUUCUCAACAGGAUCAUUGCGACUGAGCGGGAAAUUCAGUUUCAAGAGACAAAAUUCAUUGGAUCCAAAGAGCAAGAACAUGAGGUUCAGUUUCGGGAGGCAAUCGUCACUUGAUCCAAUACGGAGGAUUCCAUCGUUAGAAAAUGAGACUACUAAUGCAGUGCCGGAGAAUUUGGAUUCGACGAUGCAACUGUUGUUUUUGGCGUGUAAAGGAGACGUGAAAGGCGUGAAGGAUUUGUUAGAUGAAGAUGAUGUUGAUGUGAAUAGCAUUGAUUUAGAUGGAAGGACUGCUCUGCAUAUUGCUGCGUGUGAAGGACAUGUAGAAGUUGUGAAGCUUUUGUUGAGUCGGAAGGCUAAUCUUGAUGCCCGUGAUCGUUGGGGAAGCACGGCUGCAGCUGAUGCGAAAUACUAUGGAAAUGUUGAAGUUUACAAUAUCUUAAAAGCCCGGGGGGCCAAAAUCCCGAAAACCAGAAACACACCAAUGACUGUAGCAAAUCCUCGAGAAGUUCCAGAAUAUGAACUCAAUCCACUUGAGCUUCAAAUCCGGAAAAGGGAUGGAAUCUCGAAGGGUUCAUAUCAAGUUGCUAAAUGGAAUGGGACAAAAGUUUCUGUCAAGAUACUUGACAAGGAUAGCUAUUCAGACCCCGAAACCAUAAAUGCUUUCAAACAUGAAUUAACUUUGCUGGAAAAAGUACGGCAUCCUAAUGUGGUUCAGUUUGUUGGAGCCGUUACACAAAAUAUUCCAAUGAUGAUAGUAUUAGAGUACCAUCCAAGUGGUGAUUUGGGUAGCUAUCUUCAGAAGAAGGGACGUCUUUCUGCUUCUAAGGUUCUAAGAUUUGCACUUGAUAUUGCUAGGGGCAUGAAUUAUCUUCAUGAAUGUAAACCAGACCCAAUUAUCCAUUGUCUUUUAAUGCCAAAAAAUAUUUUGCUGGACAAUGGAGGUCUAUUGAAAGUUGCAGGAUUUGGUUUGAUAAGAUUGUCAAACAUUUCACCUGACAAAGCAAAGUUGGCGCAGCCUCAAGGCAUUGACCGUGCAAGUAAAUAUUUAAAUUUGAGAACUAAUGCUGUAUUUUGUCCCGGGCCCGGGCCUUAGUGGGCCUAACGGGCCGG